Messenger RNA from Alexandromys fortis (reed vole), 7998 nucleotides. Its product is annotated as protein argonaute-3. Gene Ontology annotation, molecular function: RNA endonuclease activity; single-stranded RNA binding; miRNA binding. Lineage: Eukaryota; Metazoa; Chordata; Mammalia; Rodentia; Cricetidae. The record is from RefSeq and is a predicted model, not a curated record. The coding region runs from base 1498 to 3846 and encodes 782 amino acids. Gene Ontology annotation, biological process: regulatory ncRNA-mediated post-transcriptional gene silencing. The transcript is spliced from 18 exons.
UUCUGUGCUGUCUGUGCAUUGUACAUGUUGGUCUUUCAAUUCUUCUGAUGAGAAAACUGAAGUUCAAAGAGAUAAAGUGACUAAAUCCAAAGUUAGUGGGGAGGGAAAGGAUAAUGAAAAUAAAAUAUGUAUAUAAAUAUGUAUAUACACACAUGUAUUUAAAGUCAAAACAUUACUGAUUCAUUGGGACACAGGGAUUAUAAUGAAUCCUUGCUAAACCCGCAUAAAAUAGUAUCUGGAGUCACUGAGCCAAGUAUUUUUUUAAGGAUGCACUGCUUGCGUGAUAAAGUGCUGGAUCUAGUCUCUUGGUUAGAUUCAUUCUAAUGGGUUGGAGGCAGUUCAUGAAGUAGUCCACAACCUAGACAUCGGGAGAAAGGUUUCCUAGGGAAGGCUAGCAGAGUCACCCACCAUAGACCGGUGGUUCCAGGAAAGGCCUCUGGAGAUGACUUAUGUCAAAGUUUGGGAUGGGAUGGGAAGGGGAGAAUUCCUAGCCAUGGGAUCCCAAAGGCUCCAAUUCAGCAGAAAAGCACCCGACCAGUUCGGGGAAACUGGAAGCGGACCAGUUUAGUCGUAAAACAGUCUUGAGGAGUUCGGAGGGAAAAGACCAGGGCUCCUUAGCUAGGUGUUUUAGUGCCAGGAAGGAGUUUGGGUUCCUCAAAGGGAUUCGGAGAGUGUUUAAACACUGAAAUAAUUCCUUCUAGUACUCAGGUAAUGUCCCGUUUCUUAAUCAUUUAUUUUAAAACUAUAUUGGACUUUAUUUUUAAUCCAUCUCAAUAAAAGGUUGUAAAAAGCAACUCUGCGUACUUAGCGAAUCUCCUGUGGUGGUUACCGCCCAGUGCCUGUGCUCCAAGCGGGCGUGGCAGGCGGAGCUAGGAGGCAGAGGAUGUCCUCGGAUGGUCACCCGCCACUCUCAGGUAGGCUGUCCCUCAGGUGAACUCCUCAGGCUGGCAGCGACGUCGCCUCAGACAGCGGUCCCGGCUGGUCCCCGACCGGAGACUGUCACGGGGAAGAGGCCGGCCGCUCGCUCGGGAUUGUCGCCGUCAGGCACAGCGGGAGCAGGGCGGCCGCGCGCUCACGGCUCCGCCCCGGCCGGCCGGGCGCCCGCUCGCCCGCCCACAGCUCCCCAGAGUCCUCGGCGCACUGGCCGAGCUGGCGCGGACGUCGUCGUGCCCGCGCGGAUCCGGCUCGGGGCGAGCUGCGGACCCUGCGAGCGGGGCGCGAUCGGGGGGAGCGGAACUGACGCGGGCGUGCUUCCGGGGGCGACCGGGGAGAGCGAGCGGCGGCGGCGACGGCGGCGGGUCGGGGAGCGAGCGGUGCACGCGUCAGCAGCUGCGGGCGACGCAAGUUCCGGACCGGGUUCAGCGUCCUCGCCUCACGCCCCUCUCUGUCCUCGCCUGACAGCGGCUCCUCUGCCCCGCCCGAGCUUUCGGAGGGCGUCCCUUCGUCGCCUCAGCGGCGGCACCGUUCUCUCGUGAAGCACUCCCCCCAGCUCCAUGAAUGGAAAUCGGCUCCGCAGGACCCAUUGGGGCCCAGCCCCUACUCAUAGUGCCCAGAAGACCUGGAUAUGGCACUAUGGGCAAACCCAUUAAACUGCUGGCUAACUGUUUUCAAGUUGAAAUCCCAAAGAUUGAUGUCUACCUCUAUGAGGUAGAUAUUAAACCAGACAAGUGUCCUAGGAGAGUGAACAGCUGCCUAAAUGUAGAUUUAGAUGUUACAUUACCUGGGGAAGGUGGCAAAGAUCGACCUUUCAAGGUGUCAGUCAAAUUUGUAUCCCGGGUGAGUUGGCACCUGCUACAUGAAGUGCUGACGGGACGGACUUUGCCUGAGCCACUGGAAUUAGACAAGCCAAUCAGCACUAACCCGGUCCAUGCCGUUGACGUGGUGCUACGACAUCUGCCCUCCAUGAAAUAUACACCUGUGGGGCGUUCCUUUUUCUCAGCUCCAGAAGGAUAUGACCACCCUCUGGGAGGGGGCAGGGAAGUAUGGUUUGGAUUCCAUCAAUCUGUUCGGCCUGCCAUGUGGAAAAUGAUGCUAAAUAUUGAUGUGUUGGGAACAGGUCUGAAGGUUGAAGUGACUCAUUGUGGAACAAUGAGACGGAAAUACCGUGUUUGUAAUGUAACAAGAAGGCCCGCCAGCCAUCAAACCUUUCCUUUGCAGUUAGAAAACGGCCAGACUGUGGAGAGAACGGUAGCACAGUAUUUCAGAGAAAAGUACUCUCUUCAGCUGAAGUACCCCCACCUUCCCUGUCUGCAAGUGGGGCAGGAGCAGAAGCAUACAUACCUGCCGCUGGAAGUCUGUAAUAUUGUGGCUGGGCAACGAUGUAUCAAGAAACUAACCGACAAUCAGACUUCUACUAUGAUUAAGGCAACAGCAAGAUCUGCACCAGAUAGACAAGAGGAAAUUAGCAGAUUGGUAAGAAGUGCAAAUUAUGAAACAGAUCCAUUCGUUCAGGAGUUCCAAUUUAAAGUCCGGGAUGAAAUGGCCCACGUAACGGGACGUGUACUUCCGGCACCUAUGCUGCAGUAUGGAGGACGGAACCGGACAGUGGCAACACCGAGCCACGGCGUGUGGGACAUGCGAGGAAAACAGUUCCAUACAGGAGUUGAAAUCAAAAUGUGGGCCAUAGCUUGUUUUGCCACGCAGAGGCAGUGCAGAGAGGAGAUCCUGAAAGGUUUCACGGACCAGCUGCGGAAGAUUUCCAAGGAUGCGGGGAUGCCCAUCCAGGGUCAGCCUUGCUUCUGCAAAUACGCGCAGGGAGCAGACAGCGUGGAGCCCAUGUUCCGGCAUCUCAAGAACACCUACUCAGGACUGCAGCUCAUUAUCGUCAUCCUGCCCGGGAAGACGCCAGUGUAUGCGGAGGUGAAACGUGUAGGAGAUACACUUUUGGGGAUGGCUACACAGUGUGUGCAAGUCAAGAAUGUAAUAAAAACAUCUCCUCAAACUCUCUCAAACUUGUGCCUAAAAAUCAAUGUUAAGCUUGGAGGAAUCAAUAAUAUUCUUGUACCUCAUCAAAGACCUUCUGUGUUCCAGCAACCAGUGAUCUUCCUGGGCGCAGACGUCACUCACCCACCUGCUGGGGAUGGGAAGAAGCCCUCCAUCGCUGCUGUUGUAGGUAGCAUGGACGCCCAUCCAAGCAGAUACUGUGCCACAGUAAGAGUUCAGAGACCUCGGCAGGAGAUCAUCCAGGACUUGGCCUCCAUGGUCCGGGAACUGCUCAUCCAGUUUUAUAAGUCAACCCGAUUCAAACCUACUCGCAUUAUCUUUUAUCGGGAUGGUGUUUCAGAAGGGCAGUUUAGACAGGUAUUAUACUAUGAGCUACUAGCAAUUCGAGAAGCCUGUAUCAGUUUGGAGAAAGACUAUCAACCUGGAAUAACCUACAUUGUAGUUCAGAAGAGACAUCACACACGAUUGUUUUGUGCUGACAGAACAGAAAGGGUUGGGAGAAGUGGCAACAUCCCAGCUGGAACCACAGUUGACACCGACAUCACGCACCCAUAUGAAUUUGACUUCUAUCUCUGUAGCCAUGCUGGGAUACAGGGAACCAGCCGCCCUUCACACUAUCACGUCUUGUGGGAUGACAACUGCUUCACCGCGGAUGAACUCCAGCUGCUGACGUACCAGCUCUGUCACACCUACGUGCGCUGCACAAGAUCCGUCUCUAUCCCUGCACCAGCGUACUAUGCUCACCUGGUGGCAUUCAGAGCCAGAUACCAUCUUGUGGACAAGGAGCAUGACAGUGCUGAAGGAAGCCACGUUUCAGGACAGAGCAAUGGGCGAGAUCCACAGGCUCUUGCUAAGGCUGUGCAGAUUCACCAAGAUACCUUACGCACAAUGUACUUCGCUUAACAAGUCCGAGUGUGUUCUCUGAAAGGACGAGCUGAAAGACGAAUCAACAUACAAUGUAUAUUUCAGUGGAGUCAGCUCACUGGGGAUGCUCCAGCCAUAUAGAGGCCAACACUAUAUAGGGGUCUGGUCCUUUUGCUGGUCCAAGGAAAAUUGUUUACUCUGUCAAGGAACACAGCACCAUUAUGCACUAGGAAACCAGCCAGCUGCUUUUCGGCAGUCUCCUGUAGGAAGCAUCACGGUUGUUUAUUUCCACUUCUUACGGUCUAACCCUUUUAAUGCCUUUACCUCAAGUUGCUUGGCAGCACAACUAUCUUUGCAAAAAAGUAAAGAAAAAGUGAAUGAUGGUUUAAGAACACACACCUACACAAGCAAUGAUUGUUCAGUUACAUGUGCAGAAAAAGUAAUGUGCAUUUAUCUAUUCUUGUAAAGGAGUCUGUAUUUUAAAUACACACAUGUAUACUCAUGUGCAUAUAUAUCCAGAUCGAGACAUAUAUGUAUCUGUGUCUAUAUUUUAUAGUUCAUUCCGCUGGGGAGCUUUCUUUCCCUCGGAUCCCUCCGUGUGCCACUGUCAUUCCUUUCACUACCUACUUGCCUUCAGCAUCUACACUUUUGUCCCUCCCGCUACAAAUGACACUCAUGUUCAUAUUUAUGACCCAUUUGAAGUAAAGCAUGGCAAACUAGAUUUCUGUUUUCGUUUACGUACCCCACUCCUAACUCCUAUCUCUUACACGAUUCUGAAUCCUCGUCUCCUGAGGCCCUAUUUGCCAGUGUCUGCUUCUUCUUGUCCUGGACUUAACCUUUGCCAUGUGUGCACUGUGACUAGAAGCGGGGCCACCCGAGUAUCCCUCUCUGCAGUGAGCGUGUUAAAGCUGCUAUAAAUGCGAACCCUUGUCAGAAGUCUUUCUGAUCAGGGACAAAUGUUCUGAAGCCUCUGUUUGUGUGAGUUAUACCUGGAAAUCCCUCAAGGCUUUUAUAAAGGGGAAAUAUUUUAAAAGUCUGAAGCUCUAUAGGACGGAAAGAAAAAAGGAAUUAGGGUUUUGAUUUAUGCUAGUUCACUCACUACCCUCAUACCUUAAUGUGAUUUUCCUAUAUACAUUUUAUAUGUGUGUACGUGUAUAGAUAAACAUACGUGUAUGUUGAAGUAUAGCUCCUUUUGCUUUUAUACUCAAUAGAAUCGUGCUUUAAUGAUCAUGAACUGCAUUGGCUACACCUUUUAUAGAAAUGUAACCAUGUUUAAUAAUAGACUAGUUUUUCUCUCUCUUAGUGCAAUAAUCAGUUUUAGAGGAAAGUUGUGUCUGUCGUCUUCACCACGGACAACAGGAACAGGCACCUCUGUCAGUUAAAAGGGGGCAAAGUAAUACAGCCUUAAUUUCAGAAGGAGAGCUUCAUAAUUUUCAGUUUUAAAGCACGUCCAGGAAGUAAAACGACUAAAUGAGGCUCACCUGAGAGAUGGAAACACAGUUGCACUUCAGCUGGAAAGAACAGCAGUGAUGGCCAGGCAGCGGUGGUGCACGCCUUUAACCCCAGCACUCGGGAGACAGCCUGGUCUCCAGAGCAAAUGCCAAGACAGCCAUGACUAUACAGAGAAACCCUGUCUCCAAAAACAAACAACAAAAGACAGUGAACACCUUAAGAUUUAAAGAUUUUUUUAAUUAUUUAAAAUAGAUCUUGAUUGUUCAAGAAUUGUGCUUCUUUGACCAAAAGAAAUCAAGAAAAUACUGGGUGGGGUUUGUUUUCCUGUCUUUUCACCAGUGUAACUUUCUCUUUCAAACUAAGAUGACAAUGACAAAGGAAUUUAGGACUUUGACCAUUUAAAGUUAGUUAAGUUUCUGAACAUGGGGGAAAUCUUUAAAAGCUUAUUUUUCUCCACUUCUUAGUCAAUAACUUUCGUUGGUCACUUUUAAGCUGCCAGCGCUGAGUUUCUCAGUAAUGUAGGGUUCAGGGAACUUUGUACUCUGUAAUUCAUGAAAAUUGCAUCUGAAUUUUCUCUGUUCUUAUUAACACACUGGUUCGGGGACAGACACUACAGUUUGCUGUGGGCACUGUCCGCCUUUCAGGAACUCCAUCUCCGUGUGGGAAGUGAUGGACCUAGAUCUUCAUUUGCUCGCUGCCUCUAAUCCACUGCUAGUGCCCAUUUGCUGCAUUUUGAGCCUGAACUCUGAGCCCAUGUCCUCCCAUAGGUAUGAGGUCUUUUGUUCCCCUGACAGAAAACUAGGAAAGUACUAUAUUUUUUUUCCUUUCAUUGCUUUGAAGGAUCUAAGCUGCAAUUCUCAAUGCCAUUUCAAAGCACUUUACAAAGGAUAUUUGUGUAACUUGUAAAUUUUUUUCCCUUCCAAAACUUUCCCAUCUCCUCCCUGGCCAAAGGAAAAUUCCUUGAAACAUGUUUGGGGUUGGUUUGUUCGCUUGCUUGCUUUGGAGACAAAGUCUCCCUAUAUUGCCAUGCUGGCCUCCAGCACCUGGGCUCCAGCAGUCUUCUGGCCUCAGCCUCCCUGGUAGCUGGACCAUAGGGUUCCUACUACCGUGUCUGGCUGUUUGGGAAGAUGUGCAAGAGAAGAGAAUAGUGCAGCCUCUGUCUGUGCAGUGUAAGUAAAACAUCUUCCUCUGUCUGCGGCUUCUGCACAUAUUCAUGUGAGGGACUUAGGGAGCAACAUGGACACCCUGUCUUUUUCCUGACCUUGGAUCUCAUGUGUGCCAGAGUGAAGCCCUUACUUUAACUCUUAUUUGGAAGGAUUUUUUUUUAAGGGGCAAGAUUUUUUUUCUAAAAUAUAAGGUUUUAUCUUUUGAAUGGUUUCUUUUUUAGAAUGCUCUUACAUUAUUCAGUCUUGCUAGUUUAAGAUAAUUAACUUAGAAGAAUAUGUAUAGUAUAUUUCUAUUUUCCGUCGACUAAGAAAUUGGUAUACCAAACUCAAUGCCAACAAACUUUGUGUUUAGAGUUUUAAGGUAAAAGGCUUAUGGAAAAUACUUCUUAAAAUUUAUAGUAAUUAUUUUUGCACUUCUGGAUAGAAUUCCUAAUCGUUUUCUCAAGUUCCUUUUUUAGUUUAAACCUCAUGGAAACCAUAGUAACUUUUCGUUUCUGUCCCUCCUCUUGCUCACUAGCUCGUGAAUGUUGGCCUGCGGGUUUUUAUGGCAUAUCUCAUAAGGCCGACCAAAACAAACGUCAGUCUAAACAACCGAAUAAUUGGUUUCCAUGUGAGGAAGAGUUGGGAGCUUAAUGUAUGUUCUGGAUGGCAAAUGUGUCUCUGCAGUCAGUGUGCAUGUUACAUGAUUCUGUAUUGUAGUGUGUAAGCGCUGGUAUUGAGACGUGUGUUAAUGACUCUGUAGCUGCUAUAUUUGCUUAGGGAGAGGCGACAUUGCUGCACUCACCAAUAAGAUGUGCCAGAUGCCAGGCUAGCGUCCGACCCUUAGGAUUUGUUAGGGAAGUUUAGGGACGUAAAUUAUGAAGGUGACAGCAGGUACUUGAAACAGCUCUAGCUCCAGUCUAGUAACAGAAUACCUUUGCUUUAGAAAUGUAGGUUUUGGGUUGUGGGUUUGUUUGGGUUUUUUUUGUUGUUGUUUUUUUUUUUGUUGUUGUUGUUAUUUUUUUUUUUACAUUGACAAUUCACGGCUGGUACUUGAGUCUUCUCAGUCCUGAGCUUUGGCACAUUUUCACAGAAAUGUGGAUACCUGUCAUUUUAUUACUACUUAUCUUUUGACAAGUUUUUCAGAAAAUAAUAUGAUCUGGAAAUAUCCCUUCUCUACACAUGAACUAUUAAUUUACUUUUCUUCCUGAAGAGAAUCUAGAAGGGAUCCCAGUAGGAGUGUCCUGUGUGUUUGGGAUGGCUCUUGAUAAAGAUUUAUCUCUACCUCUGACAUAGAGACUCCCCCCUUCUAUAGAGCCGUGCUAGCUUUCCGAGCCAGGCUCUCUGUGCUUCCCACAGCCUAAUAUUGACGUGCAUGUUGCCCCGUGGAUCUUAGGAUGGCAGACUUGAAGUGUGUCUUGGGAAAUAAGAGAGCAACUGCUGCUGAGUAGAAAUGGCUCCAGACUCUCAGUUGGGCAGUGCAAGCACUUGGAGGCCAGCAACAGGCGUGAACCCCAGAGAGACAUCUGCCUGAAGCACAUGCUAGGGCUUUUCAUGUGCUUAAUUUUUUUUUUAAUUUUUUUUUUUUUUUGGU